This is a messenger RNA of Fonticula alba, 1387 nucleotides long. RefSeq lists its product as hypothetical. Gene Ontology annotation, biological process: DNA damage checkpoint signaling; DNA repair. The transcript has 5 exons. NCBI's taxonomy places the organism in Eukaryota, Rotosphaerida, Fonticulaceae. Bases 92 to 1387 code for a protein of 431 amino acids. Gene Ontology annotation, cellular component: checkpoint clamp complex. The record is from RefSeq and is a predicted model, not a curated record.
CCCGUCCCUCCCCGCCCUUCCCCGCCUCGCUCCCCUCCCCCAUUGGCUCUUCUCCUCUCCUCGGGUACGCUGUCCGCUCGAAAGUGCGAGGAUGCUGCGUCUGCGUCCGGACGCCUUCGACGAGGAAGAUGACGAUGGGAUUACGCCGCUGCCGGAGCUCGACGCCCUGCCGGCGCGGAUGAUGGCCUCGCCCAGCCAGGAGGCCGACCCGGGCCUGGCCGGCCUCCGCCAUAGCCACCACCACCACCCAUCUUACGGGCCGCCCUUCGAGCAGAUGGCCUUUGACGAGGCCACGCCCGCCCCCCGGUCCGUCUUUCUAUCCCCCUCACAGCCGCAGGAGGACUUUGCCAGGGCCUCAAACAGCGCCUCGGCCGGGGGAGACCCCCAUCUGGCCGCCGGCGAUGCGCUCGACGAGUCCGACGCCCGGAUGACCUCGAACUUCUUCGCCAACACCGACCACGGCCCGGCCAUCCUGGCCGCAUUGAAAACCUUCCCGGCCAAUGACGACUCCUACGUCCUGCUGACCAUGCUCCGGACCGGGAUACGCUUCGACCUGGAGAUCCAGACGUCGCUGCUGGCGUCGCUCUUCAUCGACCGCAAGUUCUUCACGGAGUUCCACUGCCAGCAGCACUCAACCGUGCUCGUGCCGCUGAAUACCCUGAUCGACUGCCUGUCGCUCUUCUCGGCCAGCGCCCCGCCCGGGGCCGGGGCUCAGCAUGGGCACUAUGCCGCCUCGGGCGAGGGGAACCGCGCGAACAUUCCCUUCGAUCCCCCGGGCCCCGGGGCCGGUGCCAGCACCUUCACCCCGGCCUCCGGCUUGGCGUACCUGGAAAUCACCUGGGACUUCGACGGCCAGCUGAUGCUCAACAUCUUUUCCAACAAGGAGUACGCCUCGUGCGCCAUCAACACCCUGCAUGACACGCAGCGCAUGCACAGCAUCCUGCACCAGCACCAGGGCAGCCCGGCCACCGAGGUGGCCGUCAUCUCCAUGAAGGCCCAUUGGCUGCGGGACGCCUUCCACGAGAUGGACACCAACUCCGAUGUGCUGGCUGUGCGCAUCUCCGGCACGGAGGCCCCGUAUUUCAGCUUUGCCACCGACAAUGUCCUGUCCGGCUAUACCGAGUUCUCCUUCCCCCGCUCGGGUCGGGUGAUUGAUUGCUUCCGUGUCAGCCCUGGGCUGUCGACGGUGGUGUGCAACUUCACCAUCGAGCUGGCCCGGGCGUCCACCCGGGCCCUGGCCAUCUCCAACAUGGCGACGCUGCAUCUGUUCGAGGAGCGCCUCCUUCGGCUGUCCCUCCCUCUGGCUUUCUCGGACCGCGGGACGGCCGACAUCACCAACCAGACCCCGGAGAGUCAGCGCUUCCUCAUUGAGUUCACUACAGCUUAG